ACAUAUUUUAUUUAUCACAAUAAUAUUUUUCAUAACAUAUACAGUACGAAGUUUUCAAUAUUGCGGAAGCUUAACAAAUCAUAAUCACAAACAUAAUUUAUUUAUGUUCUUUAAUUCAAAACCAUAACAUUCAUUUCGACAAUCUCACCUCCGUCUGCCUCCAGGAUCACGUCACUUCAUUCUUUCUAUUAACCUGCGUGUAGCAAAUAAAACAUACUACACGCUCAGCGUUGAAGCUGAAUUCGGUUUGGAGGCUCAUGGGCAAAGGAGGUAAUAGAAUCUCUUUUAUCUCUUUCCAAAACUGGUUCCAAGUUCGGUGUCAGAAUGACACUUUAUUGGAGCUGCGUACCGUCGCUUUGACUUGCUGGGCAAUUUAGAAAGCACGUAACAUUGCCAUUUGGGAUCAUAAGACACUGCAUCCAGGAGAGCUCAAGAAUAUGGUGUUGUCCAUGGAAGCCCAAUGGUCAAACAAGACUGUUGCAGAGCGGGAGCGUACUCCACAGUGGCACGAGGUAAGUUUGCGGGCAGAGGCAUACAGGUGUUUUUUUGAUGCUGCGACAUCAAUUUCGGAGGAGUCCAUCUCCUUCGGCUGUGUCCUUUUUGAUCCAGGAGGUGCCUUUGUGGCAGCGGCAAAUGGAGGAAAACUUGGGCCUCUAGAUCCUCUUUUGGCGGAAGCUCUCGCUUGCAAGGAAACAUUAUCUUGGUUGCGGAAUCGAGGCGAGACGAGGCACGACCCAACCCGGCAUAGUAGCAGCGACGACGAGGAGACGACUCAGGUGGCGACGAGGCACCCCAAUUCCGGCAUGCUGACCAGCGACAAUGAGUUCCACUAGGCUGGUCUCCCAAUCUUCCUAUAUACAACCCGCCCAAAAUCUUUACGCGUGAACGGUAAGAAAGUGCAAGACAACCGAUAGGCCGAGAGCAUUGCUCAAAAACUUCUCAACCGCUCAUUCUUUUCACCCGAUCUUCAUCACAUCCUUCGUAGUGUCUUCCUUUUACGUCUACAGCUUUUAUGCUUUCAUCACAUCCUUCGUAGUGUCUUCCUUUUACGUCUUCAGCUUUUAUGCUCAUAAUUCCGCAACGAUUGAAGCUGGUUCGUUGGUAGAAGCCCGUAGAUAUAUACGCCAUCAUUUUACAAAGUAAUUGGGACCCAAUUGAAGAACGAGAAGAAGAAGGGGUCGGAUUCACUGCUUCAAGAAGAGGCAUAUAUGGCGACGAAAGUGGUAGGUCGGAUGCUCAUGGUUUCACGCGAUGACAAUGAAAGAACAACAAGAGAAACUCAUAAAGGUGGAACCACAUC
Messenger RNA from Cuscuta campestris, 1300 nucleotides. NCBI's taxonomy places the organism in Eukaryota, Viridiplantae, Streptophyta, Magnoliopsida, Solanales, Convolvulaceae. The record is from the annotation of a GenBank genome assembly.